AUGAUACAACAAGGCAUGGAGACGCAAGUGCUUGAAGGGUAAGUUUUUCGAUGUAAAAUACGCAAUCUAUUAAUAUUAAUUUUUUAAAUUUUUUAAAUUAGACCUAAAAAGGGGCCAAAGCUAAUUUAAAAAGGGUCAAGCUGGGUUGACACAUGUGGGCCCGUAAGUUUGACGUAAAAAGAGCUCACUAGGCCCAGCCUAAGGUUUAAAACAAAGUUAAAUAGACCGGGCUGGCUUAUGUGGGCCUCAAAAGCAAGACUCAAACUAAGACCCUAAAGGCAGUUUGGUCCCGCAACAAAAGAUUUGACUUACGAAAAGCGUAAAACGAAUCCGAGUUAAAAGCUACUUACUUAUUUGGGCAGAUAAUAUUAGGUUGUUUAAAUAAUUCCAUGCCUCCUCUCAAAGCACAUUUUCCGAGUUAAAGGGCACAAAAUUAUUUGAACAACCUAAUAGUUUAAGAAAAGUUAUUUUUAGCAAAGCAAUCAGGUCUUUUCGAAUAUAAAUUCAAAUUUUAUAUUUAAAAGUUGAAAAGAUUGUUUUAUAACCUGCCAUUUUCAGAGUAAGCAGUACUCGUCAUCGACUUGAGUCAUGUAUCCAAGAUAUUCAACAACUCGACGCCUUGAGGCUGAAGCACAAGCUUUUGAUUGAAGUAAGUAGGCCUUCAUAGUCAAUAUCUAAUGCUAAUUGAAGAUAAAGUAGACCUUAGACAAUAAGUUUUGUGUAUUGUAGUAUGUGUAAUGUUCUUGUAUUAAUAUGUAUUUGUAGUGUCUUUAUAGACCGUAAUAUACAUAAUGCAAAAUACGUUUUCACCAGAGGCUACAUUAGAAUGUUCAAAUAAUGCUGUGCCCUUUCUCAAAACUCAUUUUUGAGAACAAAGAUCUAUAAUUACAGAGUGCUCAAAAAGUUCUGUUACAAAUGUAUUUGAACAAUUUUUUACUUGGGUACCUUAAUGUAAAAUGUAUUUGAAAAACCUAAUAUUACAGUAUAUGAUUUUUAGCAAUUACGACGCGACUACCCGAGUAUGAAGUCGUUUGUAGAAAGUCUGGGAGACUCAACUGAUUCAGAAGGUCAUAGUCCACGCUCAACCGAAUCUCAACGGACUUCUGGCAGUUGUGACAGUGGCUUUGCUCAAAAUACGUAUGUUUUCUUAAAGAAUACUCUCUUUUCUUAUUAUAAUAUAUAUUUUACUGUAUAUCUUCAGCCAUGAGAAGCUUACCACAGUAGGGUCUUCUUAAGAAGUACCCUACAUAGCAGCUACUAGGUUGUUCAAAUACUUCCGGCCCCCCUAAACCCGAAAACUUGCUUUCAAAAAAGACGGGUACAGAAUUAUUUGAACAACCUAUAUUAUAUGUUUGAAAGCAAAAACUUCUUAGAUAAGCUUUUUUAGCUGUAUAUAGGUUAAUAUACUAGCCGCUUGCCUAUUACAACAUGACCUUUUUCAGUGACAACAUCCUGACCUACAGUAAUUUCCGCAAGCUCUCCUUGGAAGAACGUCGUGAUGCCAGAAAGAACGUUUUAAACUCGGGCCACCUAGUCGAGAAUACUUUGAAGAAUCUGACGACGCAAUUCAAUCCAGUACUACCUAAACCAUCGUGGACGAUGAGAUCAAAAGGGCCGUUGGACUCGGCCAAUCGACCACAAAGCUGUUUCGGUAAGAUGGAGAAUGAAAAUGGCAGUAGUCGACCGUCGAGUUUGAUUGUGACUUCGAAACGCGGCUCGCGGAUUCUGGAUUCUUUUGCUCAGUUAACGCCGCCACCAGUUACACGGAAGUUCGCUACCGUACAACCACCGGUUGGGGGUGAUGGUAGUGCUAGAGGUCAUGGCAAGGUUAGGCAUAGUGACGUUAAAGGUUAUGGUACUGAUAGAAACGAUGGCACAGUUAAGCAUGGUGAUGUUAAGAGUACUGGAAGUGUUAGAAGAAAAGAUGGUGAAGUUGGUACUAGUGGUACUGGUGGUACAUUUAAAAAUUAUAGUACUCUUGAUACCAAAAGUUCGAAUCAAACUUAUAAUAAGGUUGGUACUAUUAGAAAUGAUGAAGCUGGAGCAGUUAGUACUAACAGUACAAGUAUCGCCAAUAUCCAUACCAAGCCUUAUAGUGCAGUUAAAGCCUAUGGUACAAAUAGAAGUCAUGAUAUAGUAAAAAAUGAUAGUACGGCCAAGGCUGAUAGUACAGUGAACCCCAAUAGUCGAGUCAGAGACACGUAUCAGAGUAUGACUAAUGGUACUAUUAGUACUGCCAGGAUUAAUGGUACCAUACAAGCUGAUGGUCCUCCAAAGAUCAUGGUCAAAUCAAGCCCACAGAAACGAGAAUCCAUCAUUCAGCACUGCCCAGAGACCCUAAUGUCAAGUAGAAACGUUCAGAAGGCUGAACUUUGUAAUCCUUCCCAGUCCAAUACCCACAACAACAUCGUAUCUAGUACUAACAACACUAUGGUCGAUAACAUAAGCAGUCCUAGUACUGAUCUACCUAAAACCCCCUUCUCUACCUCACCAACCUCCGCCUUCCACAAUGUUUCGACCAAUCUAAGCUCCAGAACGGCCAAUAACAACACACCGUGCCUUCAGAAGGGCAUCAAGAAGACCUCAUCGUUUGAGAUUCCUACUGUAACACAGACUGUGGCACCGUUUAAUUGGAAGAAUGCAUCGAUGGUCGAUGAGAUUUACAGAAAACCGUCGAUGGAAGACGAGUUGGAGAGAGUAAAUUCAUCGUAUCUUCCACAUACUGAGUAUAAUAGAUAUGGUAAUUCAUCUACAUUGCAUAAAAGCUACCGUAAACCACCUACGGUGACUAGUAGUUACUGUAACCUACCUACAGUACAAAAUAAUCACAGUAGUCAAACUACAGGACACAAUAACUACAGUAGUCACCCUACAGUACAAAACAGUUACAGUAUUUCAACUACAGCUCUAAAUAGUUUCAAUAGCCAAUCUACAGCUCCAAAUAGUUACAGUAAUCAACCUGUAGUACCAAAUUCUUACAGUAAUCAGCCAACACUAUCAAAUUCUUACAGUAAUCGCUCAUACACGCUAAGAAACGACAAAUCUUCACAUACCGUGAAGAGCUAUACCAAACACCCAAUUCGGACUUCAGCUUACGAGCUAGAAGAGCAUGAUUACUGUGGUAGUAACUAUAAUAUGACCCAAAAUGAAAGCAGAAAGACCUCAGAAAGCCAUGUUAAUCAACUGGAACAGUAAGUUAAUAUAACUUUUUGUAAUUUACUGUAGCUAUUAAAUUGUUCAAUUAAUUAUGUGCCCCUCUCAAAGAACAUUUUUAAAAAAAGAGAGCACAGAAUUAUUUGAACAACCUAAAAAUUUUUAAUAUCUUACCCUUUUCAAUAUAUUAAGCUGUUCACAUAAUUCUGUGCCCCUACCAAAACAAUUUUUAGGUUAAGCACAAAAUUAUUUGAACAACCUAAUAUAAUUUUCAAAAACUCAAAUUUCGUAAGCAAAAAAUUUUUAAAAAAUUUAAAAUAAUUUUUAGCCGCUGGCAGAAGAGUGUAGCAUCAGAAGCGCCAACAAUUCAAAAAUGUGAGCCAAAGCCGGCUGCCAGAUCUAGAUUAACUCCACUGCCAAAACUUCAAAAUGCUACACUAACAGCUGCCAGUAACUCAGCAUCUAAGUUCACUUCUUCUUGUUCUAUUGCCAUCAGGUAGGUUUCUAGCAUUUUAUUUAAAAGCGUACUAAACUGCAUAUCAGAACAAACUUUUUCUCAAAAACAACUAUAAUAUUUACUUCGAUAUAUAAUUACCAUCAGCAUUCGCACAAUCAUUUUAACGUUUUUCACGCUUUCUGAUGCCAGUAACGUAAAAUUCAGAACUAUGGAAAUAGCUCAUUAUUUUUUGAACAAAAUGAUAUAAAAAAUUUAUAAAUUUUCAAUGUUUUCUUGAUGGGACCAUAUUCAUAAAUAUUUUAGGUAUGAAAACCAUAUUAUACAUUUCGUAUUUUACAUCUUCAAACCCAAUUUAUAAUAAAAAAAUCGUUUCAGUGUGCCAUCGAAGAACCCAAAUCGACCGGUAAUUCGCGUUCGCCGACCCAAAGAAUGGCAUGAAUCUGACUUGUGA
Molecule: messenger RNA, 4061 nt
Organism: Bursaphelenchus okinawaensis
Lineage: Eukaryota; Metazoa; Nematoda; Chromadorea; Rhabditida; Aphelenchoididae
Source: the annotation of a GenBank genome assembly